Messenger RNA from Thermothelomyces thermophilus ATCC 42464, 834 nucleotides. RefSeq lists its product as uncharacterized. Lineage: Eukaryota; Fungi; Ascomycota; Sordariomycetes; Sordariales; Chaetomiaceae. The coding region runs from base 1 to 834 and encodes 277 amino acids. Gene Ontology annotation, biological process: methylation. The transcript has 3 exons. Gene Ontology annotation, molecular function: S-adenosylmethionine-dependent methyltransferase activity; nucleic acid binding; protein methyltransferase activity. Gene Ontology annotation, cellular component: eRF1 methyltransferase complex. The record is from RefSeq and is a predicted model, not a curated record.
AUGCUCCCCACCCCUUCAACCUCCCACGUCCCCUAUGCUCGCGUCUACGAGCCGGCCGAGGACUCUUUUCUCCUCCUCGACACCUUGUCCUCGGCUAGCGAAACCGCAUUUCUCGCCGCUCGGUUCCCUUCAUCGUCUUCUCCUCCUUCUUCUUCUUCUUCUUCACCUUCAUCACAAACACUCUCGGACUCAGACUCUCGCUCAGCCGCACCGCUAGUCCUCGAAGUCGGUCCCGGCUCGGGCGUCGUCCUAGCCUUCCUCACCGCGCACGCCCAGGUCCUCUUCUCGCGCCGCGACAUCCUGACGCUCGGUAUCGACGUCAACCGCUUCGCCUGCGCCGCCACGUCCGAGACCGUCGCCAAGGCGCCGAGCAGCAAUCGGGGGGUAGCGGGGUACCACCUCGGAACGGCGCAGGGAGACCUGGCGACGGCCGUGCGGCCGGGCACCGUCGACGUGCUCGUCUUCAACCCGCCGUACGUGCCGACGCCCGACCUGCCACCCGUCCAGCCCGAGGGCAACCACCACCAGCAGCAGCAGGCCGCCGCCGCCGCCACGGCGCCGUCGCACGAGGAGGACUCGAGGCUGCUCGCGCUGUCGUACGCCGGGGGCCGGGACGGGAUGGAGGUCACCGACCGGCUGAUCGAGGCGCUCCCGGAGGUGCUGUCGGCCCGCGGCGUCGCGUACCUGCUGCUCUGUGCGCAGAACAAGCCCGAGGAGGUCAAGGGCAGGAUCAGGCGGCUGGCGGGCGGGCCGUGGAGGGCCGAGACGGUCGGGACGAGCGGGAGGCAGGCGGGGUGGGAGAAGCUGCAGAUUGUGAGGAUAUGGCGGGAGUAG